Salvia hispanica is the source of this 520-nucleotide messenger RNA. RefSeq lists its product as uncharacterized. Gene Ontology annotation, cellular component: respiratory chain complex I. NCBI's taxonomy places the organism in Eukaryota, Viridiplantae, Streptophyta, Magnoliopsida, Lamiales, Lamiaceae. The record is from RefSeq and is a predicted model, not a curated record.
AACACCCUUAUUCUCUCAUCAAUGAGCCUCCUAUGGCGGAUGGCCUUUGAAUAGACGGAACGCAGGUUUUAGAUUCAAAAUACACUUGAUCUUACCUGAAACCUAGAGAGAGAAAGUAGUGAGUAGAAAGAAAAAGAUGGGGGGCGGAAUGGAGACUAACAAGAACCGUUGGAUCGAGGAUUGGGCUACUAAUAGAGAGAAUCUCGAGCACCACUUCCGCUGGACCCGUCGCAACCUUGCCCUCGUCGGAAUCUUCGGCGUCGCCGUUCCCAUCCUCGUCUACAAAGGCGUCGUCAAAGAAUUCCACAUGCAAGAUGAGGAUGCAGGAAGACCCCCCAGAAAAUUCUGGUUCACAUGAUGCAGUGAUCUUGUCAUUCCCUGUUCGUUUUUUUGCUUUUGCUGAAUAUCAUCUUCAGUGGUCAUUGGAGGUUAAACUGCAACUUUUUUUCCCGAAUUAUGUUUUAACAAAUAAAACGGCAAACUUUACUUUGUACGAUAAUAUUUUAUCAGUUUUGGUGUU